UUCGAUAAUACUAUUACUCGUUUUGAUUGCUUCAAUGUGAAGACUAAUUGAUCGCAGUUGGGUUUUCUUCGGGAAUUUCGGUGAGACCAUUUAGCUCAGAGUCGGUAUGGGUUUGACAGACACGAGUUUUGAGCUACUUUUGACCCUGUGGCGAGUAGUGGUCUUCGGUGUCGCAUGGCCUUUCCGGUCGUCUGAGUUUGGCGUACAGUACCGUGCUGUCCCAUGUUGCUGCAGCAUCCCGAUCAAAGCACAGUAGCUGCUCUAACAACACCGAGCAGGCGCGGCACUAUGGCGUCCAGGAUAAUGAAAUCCCCUACUUUGGGGGAUAUCGACAUCGAACGCAGAGAAACGUGGUCCGGAAAAGUUGACUUCCUACUAUCCGUCAUCGGCUUUGCGGUUGACCUCGCCAACGUCUGGAGGUUUCCCUACUUAUGCUACAAGAAUGGUGGUGGGGCAUUUUUAGUUCCAUACUGCAUCAUGCUUGUGGUUGGAGGCAUCCCUCUAUUCUACAUGGAACUCGCUUUGGGACAGUUCAAUCGCAAAGGAGCGAUUACUUGUUGGGGCCGCUUAGUACCACUUCUUAAAGGAAUCGGUUACGCGGUUGCCUUAAUAGCGUUUUACGUUGACUUUUAUUAUAAUGUGAUAAUCGCAUGGGCGCUUCGUUACUUCUUUGCAUCGUUUGCUGCCAUGUUGCCUUGGACAACCUGUGACAAUCCGUGGAAUACACCGAGAUGUCGCAGACUCGACAUGAACGCUUCGUAUGUUGGAGAUUAUGCGAUGACGGAUAACGAAUUCACUAGCAACGACUCGCGCGGUGCUUUCGAGGGAGUCCCAAAUACAACACUGAUAAAUCACUACAGUAAUGAUACCCGAUACACCAGUGCCGCACAAGAAUAUUUCAAUCGGGCGAUCUUGGAACUUCAUGAAAGCAGCGGUCUACAUGAUCUUGGAGCUGUCAAAUGGGAUAUAGCCUUAUGCCUGUUGGUGGUGUACAUCAUCUGUUACUUCUCUUUGUGGAAAGGAAUUUCCACUUCAGGAAAAGUGGUGUGGUUUACCGCCCUUUUUCCGUACGCUGUCCUACUAAUACUGCUGGUGAGGGGAAUUACUCUACCUGGAAGUAUAGAAGGAAUAAAAUACUAUUUGAGUCCCAACUUCUCAGCAAUCACAAAAGCUGAAGUCUGGGUGGACGCAGCGACGCAAGUAUUCUUCUCACUUGGUCCAGGCUUUGGAGUCUUGCUGGCGUACGCUAGUUACAACAAAUACCACAACAACGUUUAUAAGGACGCUUUGCUGACGAGUGUCAUUAACAGCGUGACAUCCUUCGUCGCUGGAUUCGUAAUAUUUUCAGUGCUUGGCUAUAUGGCCCAUGCCAGUGGAAGAUCUAUCCAGGAUGUUGCAACGGAAGGUCCGGGUCUAGUUUUCAUAGUAUACCCAGCAGCCAUUGCUACAAUGCCAGGAUCGAUCUUCUGGGCUCUGAUAUUCUUCAUGAUGCUACUGACCCUGGGCUUGGAUAGUUCUUUUGGAGGUUCCGAGGCAAUAAUAACAGCUCUAAGUGACGAAUUCCCGCUAAUCGGGAACCAUAGAGAGAUAUUCGUUGCCUGUUUAUUCAGCCUCUACUUUCUUGUUGGUUUAGCCUCUUGCUCUCAGGGUGGUUUUUAUUUUUUUCACCUGCUUGAUCGGUAUGCAGCAGGCUACUCCAUGCUGAUUGCUGUCCUAGCAGAAACCAUAGCCGUCAGCUGGAUUUACGGAACGGAUCGAUUCUGUGCUGAUAUUAAAGAUAUGAUUGGGUUUGCACCAGGAAUUUACUGGCGCGUCUGCUGGAAGUUCAUUGCACCAAUUUUUCUUAUGUUCAUUAUCGUCUAUGGACUGAUGGGUUACGAACCCUUAACCUACGAGGACUACGUUUAUCCACUAUGGGCGAACGUAUUGGGAUGGUUAAUCGCCUGCUCGUCGAUAGCCAUGAUCCCUGCAGUUGGUGUUUACAAGCUUCUCACUACUCCAGGAACUUUUCUCCAGAGAAUGAAGAUACUUACAACGCCAUGGAGAGAUACGCAGCGGAAACAGAUGACAACGGCUACAACCAAUGGAUCUGUCCGACGAAGUUCUAGCGGUCAUUUAUCCCAAGCAGAGCUGCCCAAUGUAACGUGCAAUCCCAAUAGUCAACCAGAUGUAACAAAAGCGCAGACCGAAGUCAUAAUUCCGUCCUCCGAAUCCUCCAAAGGGGAUCCACCACCACAACCUGUAUAGGACGAAAGCAUUGUCGUUUUCACCGGCUCUAAGUUUAAGGUGUAUCUUUGUUAAGGUUUACAUACAGUCCGAUCAUGACCGAGAUAUA
Diprion similis is the source of this 2335-nucleotide messenger RNA. It is a transcript of the gene DAT, whose product is annotated as sodium-dependent dopamine transporter. The coding region runs from base 223 to 2247 and encodes 674 amino acids. The transcript has 13 exons. Gene Ontology annotation, cellular component: neuron projection; neuronal cell body membrane; presynaptic membrane. Gene Ontology annotation, molecular function: dopamine:sodium symporter activity. The record is from RefSeq and is a predicted model, not a curated record. Lineage: Eukaryota; Metazoa; Arthropoda; Insecta; Hymenoptera; Diprionidae. Gene Ontology annotation, biological process: dopamine uptake involved in synaptic transmission; sodium ion transmembrane transport.